AUGCUCAAUGCUCAAUGCUUCUCUCUCCUGCAGACGCCGCAGACGCAAUCAUGCUACUUUACGGAGCUCCCAGCCCAGACCCCCCUCGUUGUGGAUGCAGAUUUGAUCGACGAGGAGGCUCCCCCCGUCGUACGAUUUGAGAAACAGCUCAUUGGCGCUGCUGCAUCUGCUGCAGCCCAUCUGCUUCAGCCAGAGACCCUGCUGUUGCAGUUGCAGUUGCAGCCUGUCGCCGGUCGACAACGCAUCGUGGGAGAGCAGCAGCUCACCGAGCUCAGAUUAGUCGUCAUGCCUGCUGCUUUGUCAGGCUCACACCGGUUCAUCUGUCUGCCUGACCCAGAGUGUCGUGCCACGACAGAGAUGCGGCCCCCAGCUCAAACUCGCCCAUCCUCUGCUGUUCCAAGCGCGGGCGUACGCGGUGCGGGAGGUCUGGGCAAGGAUGUUGUUGGCCAGCAGAAUCCCAGGGCUCUGUCCGUGGCCGCCCAUUGGCUGCCCUGGCCGCAUCCUGGCAUCGACCUGUGCUGUCUUCUGGGACGCGGUGGGAUGGCCUGGCCUGGUUCAGCCCUACGUUCUGUUCACUCCCCUCCUCUUCCCCUGAUCCUUGCCGUCGCAUCUGUGCUAACUUGGUUUAGACACGCCCCCCCCCCUCGCAAGGGUUCUUUUGGAACAGAGGCGCCAGAGCCUUUUUUGAACGAUCCAAUGAUCUGCCUCCGCUCCCCUCCCCGAACCCCUCUCCCGGGAAGCAGACAAGGUGCAACGAGACCGUUUGGUUUCCAUCUGCGGGCCAGGCAAGACGUGGCGUUUCCCCUGCCAUUGGCCGCGUUGCAAUGGGUCGCCGUCUCGAAAUCGGUGGUGCAGUGCCAGAGAUUCGGCGAGCAACCAGGGGAAACUCCCCAGCCCGUUGGGUUUCCCACAGCGUUUACUCCUUAG
Molecule: messenger RNA, 927 nt
Organism: Trichoderma aggressivum f. europaeum
Lineage: Eukaryota; Fungi; Ascomycota; Sordariomycetes; Hypocreales; Hypocreaceae
Exons: 4
Coding region: 1-927 (308 amino acids)
Source: RefSeq, a predicted model, not a curated record